Molecule: messenger RNA, 2435 nt
Organism: Cornus florida
Lineage: Eukaryota; Viridiplantae; Streptophyta; Magnoliopsida; Cornales; Cornaceae
Product: NADH-ubiquinone oxidoreductase chain 1
Exons: 1
Coding region: 939-1328 (129 amino acids)
Biological process (GO): aerobic respiration
Cellular component (GO): membrane
Molecular function (GO): NADH dehydrogenase activity
Source: RefSeq, a predicted model, not a curated record
UGCCCUACUGGAGAGGUCCUUUUUGGAGGAGAAACUAUGCGCUUUUCAAAAAAGGUCGGAAGAAAUGCACCGGGUUUAUAAUAUAUAAAGAUCUCUUUAUAUAUUACCGGUUGGCUGCUUUUUAUGUAAAAAAUACAAAAUGGGAUUGAAUUUCCACUCAUAAGGAAGGAAGGUUAGAUAUCUUUGACAGGGUUGUAUUUUUGGUGGAAAUGGGAUGGUGUUCAAACUCCCGAAAUGCAGUCUAGACAGCGGGCCCUCCCCUUUCUGACUGGACUGACUCGGUGAAGGGUCAAUCUCCUCCGGAGCAUGCAUGCGUCACAGCCACCCAUUCGUCCUGAUCAAAUAGUAGAAUCUAUCUCUCAGCGAUUCUUUUCUCCGCUAAUCACCCCUUCCCAACCAGCCCGCCCGAUCGAUCUUGUAAGAUCGGCGGCUAAUUCAACGGGGUUAAUGUGGUCCGAAGUUGUCGGAACGAAUCGUUUGCUUUAUCGAACAAAGCUUUCUUAGGGGGUCUUGGUUGUCCCCCUAUUUUCAACCUGCUGGCGUCGACCAGCUUUGCGAUACGGACGGACACGAAGAAGAGCGCAGGCAGCGGAAAUGCAAAAGAGAAGAGCAAAGAUUCCCGACCCAGAGCAUGUUAUUGACUCCAAAAUCUGUUGAAUGAAGUUGCUUACUCUCAGCCACCAGUUAGAAGGAAAUCCCUUGACUUCGCUUAUGCCCUUAUGCAGUAAAGAAAGCAAGUGAGGCGGGCUAAGAUUCCAUUCGAAGUAACGUAACAGGAUUCGAUGUUGCACCAUCUGUCACUCUUAUCGGGAUCCGUAGUUUUUCGAGAAAAGGUCCCAUCCCUUCAAUAUCAUGAUUGGGUCGACCAGGCCAGAUCAUGAGUGAAAUAUCAUGAUUGGGUCGACCAGGCCAGAUCAUGAGUGAAUAGAAAAUCUCAAAUGUACAUAGCUGUUCCAGCUGAAAUACUUGGAAUGAUUCUACCACUUCUACUAGGAGUAGCCUUUUUAGUGCUAGCUGAACGUAAAGUCAUGGCUUUUGUGCAACGUCGAAAGGGUCCUGAUGUAGUGGGAUCGUUUGGAUUGUUACAACCUCUAGCAGAUGGUUUGAAAUUGAUUCUCAAAGAACCUAUUUCACCAAGUAGUGCUAAUUUCUCCCUUUUUAGAAUGGCUCCAGUGGCUACAUUUAUGUUAAGUCUGGUCGCUCGGGCCGUUGUACCUUUUGAUUAUGGUAUGGUAUUGUCAGAUCCGAACAUAGGGCUACUUUAUUUGUUUGCCAUAUCUUCGCUAGGUGUUUAUGGAAUUAUUAUAGCAGGUCGGUCUAGUAAUUAGGGGGCGGCCGUUCGGUCGCCUAUGAUACUAGGACCAAUAGGUCAAAAAUGGGUUUGUGCCGCAGGUGUUGAACGAUCUACUCUACACAGGUGUGGGCUUACGGGGCUAGGGCUCAUAAACCCUUUCUUUCAUUCAUCAAUAAGGCCAUGGUCGGUCACUUUUCUGGGCCGGGAUCGAGAAGUGGAAGUCAUAAAAAAGAGAUCUUUCUCUUCGCACCUCAGAUCAUCAAGAGGAAGGGUAGCUUGUCAAGCUGGCCUAUAAUAGAAUAUCAAAUAUCUUUCUCUUAUAUAUAUAAUAUAAGAAAGAUAUAUAAAUCAAAAGAUUCGCUGUCUUUUAUAAGUAGGGCCUGAUGCCCCCUGCGAAUCCGUAAAUCUGAGGAGCAUGCCGCAACAAAAGGAUGGUCCCCUAUGCAUUUCAUUCUUUCCGGAAGGACAAAAAAGAAGUACCCCCCAUCAUGGUGAACCUCUCCUUGUGAUCGGGAUGAGGUAGAUGCCUCCCAGCCGGGGGGCAGAUCGAAUCGGAGUUUCCUUAGGUAGCCACCGACCUACAGUUAUCCUUAAACUUCUGUGCUUGGUGGAGAAGAAGCGAACAAAGGUACGCCCGCUUGCUGUCUUGUUCUCUGUCGCGAACUGGGAUCGCUCGCCAGCUAGGUCAGAUUUACGCAACAUUUACUGAGAACAUAUUACCCAUAUUCGGGGACAAGGGGCGGAACGACCUCUCGAUCUACUUACUGCAGAAAGUCUAGGCGUUCCAUGUUGCUCCGAUCUCCCCUACGCUACGCCUAGGACGUUAUCUGGGCCAAGAGCCAUAGUGAGUUGCUGUUUACAUUUGGUUCGUUGUUGAUACCGGCAAGACCCAGCCAGAUGAUGUCUGCUGGUUGGUAGUGAGAGGACUCUUAGUACCUGCAUACCCAAAAGGGGGCGCUGGUUAAAAAACCAGAAUUCGCUUUUCUUUCUUGCUCUCCCCUAGCAGCGGGAAAGGAGUCUAUCUAUCUGCCUAGCUUUGGUAGAUUUCCCCCAACGCAAUCCACAGAAAUGACACGAAUCCCUUGGCGGAUAAGUCCGACGACUCAGCAGCAGUGCGGAAUUGAGUUUCUCGUCUGGUGGA